Lachancea sp. 'fantastica' is the source of this 1662-nucleotide messenger RNA. The record is from the annotation of a GenBank genome assembly. Lineage: Eukaryota; Fungi; Ascomycota; Saccharomycetes; Saccharomycetales; Saccharomycetaceae.
AUGAAUUCACGGCCAAUUUCCUUGGCGUCGAGCCUAAGCGAAAACAGCGAUACCCUUUCAAAGCAGAGUUCCAUUCAGGAACACACUGGACCAGUGCAAAAGAACGAGGAUCUAAACAAACUUUUGAUACAGAGGUUCGAAGUAGAGGACUCUCUAUGUUUGAACGCGCACCAAGAAGAAAAUGCGGCUCGCGGCGAAUUAUUGUCGUCAGCAAAAAGUCGCCAUACAGAUAAUGAUGAGACGAUCGUCGCUAAAGUAUUCACGAACAAAUCCACGGGAGAGUUAGAUCUGCCGCCUGAUGGAGGUUACGGAUGGGUAUGUUGCAUCUGUGUGACGCUUAUCAUGUUCUCCACUUGGGGUUCCAAUGCUGGAUUCGGUGUGUUUUUGGCUUAUUACAUCAAGAGCGGUACCUUCCCUGGCGCCACCAAAUACGACUAUGCGUUGAUUGCUGGCAUGACCGCGGCUUUUGGUCAAGGAAUGGCCCCUGUUGCAAUGUUUUUAACAAGGCUCUUUGGCUGCAAGCCUCCAAUGUACGUUGGAAUUGUAACGCUGUUCAGUGGCUUUAUCUUGGCGUCCUUUGCUACUAAGCUAUGGCAGCUUUACUUGACGCAAGGUGUCCUCGUCGGAAUUUCCAUAGCCCUGCUUUAUGCCCCAGCCACAACAAUCAUUCCUGGAUGGUUUCUAAGAAAGCGGUCCUCGGCCAUCGGGAUAUCUUUCAUUGGAACUGGCGCUGGCGGUGUGACGUAUGCGGUGUCAGUGGGAAAACUACUUCAACAAAGUGGAAGCCAAGCGUGGCCGCUCCGUAUGAUGGCAAUUUCCUGUACCAUCACCUGCAUUGUUUCAACUAUAUUACUGAAACCAAGAAACCCUCCUAAACCAGCAGGGAUCAGGUCUUUAACAAAAGUCGUGACAGAAUUUAAGAGCAUUUUUUCUACGAGGGUCACGACAAUCUACAGAGUAGACUUAGUCGCUGUUUGGUUCGCGUUCUCGUUACUGGGCUAUAAUCUAGUGCUCUUUACACUGUCACCAUCUGCUGUUGCCAAAGGCUUAUCGUCUCAUCAAGCCUCAAUUUUGACAACUUGCAUGAAUGCUGCACAAACGUUUGGGAGACCGAUGAUCGGCUAUUCGGGCGAUAAACUUGGGAGAAUCAAUGUGACCGUUUUCCUUACAGCUAUAUUGAUUGUAUUUGUGUUUAUCUUUUGGAUCACCGCCCACAAUUUCGUCCAGCUUUUAAUGUUUUCCAUUUGCGUGGGGUCUUGCAUGGGUGUCGCCAACGUCAUGGGUACAGUGUUGGUAGCAGAUAUUGUCGACCCCGCAGAUUUUUUGCCAGCGUGGAGUCUUGUCAAUGCAUUGGGAUCUCCUUUGUUAUUAGUAUGCGAACUUGUGGCGCAAGCAUUGACCGACCCAAAGCAUCCGACCAAUCCCUAUUUGCACACACAAAUCUUUGCAGGAUUAUGUUUCCUCUGUGCCCUGCUGCUAAUAGCUGUAUUUCGUGAGCUACGUGUUCGAAACACGCUGGAACAAGUACGGGAUCAAUCUAGAGGUACAUUGGAAAGCUCGGAGGGGAAUGAAAGUGAGAAGGAGGAAUUUAACAAUGAGGAUGUGAUGGGACGAGGCCCGGCCAAUUUUUUCAGAAGGAUGUUCUAUCCAAUGAAGUUGUGA